CCUGCAGCUGUUGGGAGCGCAGGAGAGUCAUGGAUCAGCCCGAAAACCCGCCGCUGUAGGACGGAUCGGGCCGCUGCCGAGCCGGAGGACGGACGGACGGAGGAAACUUUGCCGCUGCAGAGACCGACACGGCGGAGGGCUUCCCCCGGUCCCUCCCUGCUGGAAGAAAUGUGGCUGAACCCGGAGGAAGUUCUGCUGAAAAACGCUCUGAAGCUUUGGGUGACCGAGAGGAGCAACGACUUCUUCCUGCUGCAGCGGAGGAGAGGCCACGGAGAGCCCACCAGCAGGAUCACAGGGCUCCUGGUGGGGGCGCUGGACACGGUCCUGGACUCCAACGCCCGGGUCACCCCCUUCCGCAUCCUCCUGCAGAUCCCCGGCUCCCAGAUCAGCUGGGUCAUCGCCAGCGGAGCUGUCAUAGAGGAGGUGAACAAGCACUGGGACUGGCUGGUCCACAACCUGCUUCACUCCCUGUCUGUGUUUGAGAACAAGGAGGAUGUCGCCAGCUUUGUCAGAGGAAAAGUCAAGGGCCUCAUCGCGGAGGAGGUUCGGGGUCGCCAGGCCGCCCAGGAGGACGAUCCGGAGAAGUUCAGGGAGGCGCUACGGAAGUUUGAGCUGCACUUUGGCCUCCCAUCGUCAGAGAAGCUGGUGACGUACUACUCCUGCUGCUGCUGGAAGGGCCGGGUGCCUCGGCAGGGCUUCCUCUACCUCAGCAUCAACCAUGUGGCCUUCUACUCCUUCCUGCUGGGCAAGGAAGUCAAGUUUGUGAUUCCCUGGGCGGAGGUGACACGGUUGGAGCGGGUCUCCACCGGUCUCAUGACAGAGGCCAUCCGGGUGAACACGCGGCAGCGACAAAGAGAAUUCUCCAUGUUCUUAAACCUGGAUGAGGCCUUCGGGGUCAUUGGUCAGCUGGCUGACAUUGCUCUGAGGCGGCUGCUGGACAGCGAAGGCCUGGAGCUGGACCGAGUGCUGCAGCAGCCCACACGCAUCACCAAGAGGAUCCUGGAGGAGCAGGCCAUUAGAGAGUACGUCCUGGCUCUGUUUCGUCUUCCUCGCGGCGAGAAACUCUACGAGGUGGCGUCGUGUUCGGUGUGGACGCCUCACGCUCGCUGCCAUACGGCCGGGAGUCUCUACACCACCGACAGCUACCUGUGUUUCUCCAGCAGAGAGGAGGGGAACUGCAUCCUGCUCAUCCCGCUGUCAGAGGUGUUGUCCAUAGAAAAAGCGGAGAGCACCAGCCUGCUGCCCAACCCGGUCAUAGUGAGCAUUCGCACUAAAAAAGCCUUCCAGCUGAUCGAGCUGCAGGACAGAGACGAGCUGGUGGAGAGUCUGAACUCCAGACUGAGAUCCCUGCAGUGGAAACAGUCCAUGUUCCGAACCAGGAAAGACAGCAAGAGAAGCGUGAGCUCGCCAACACCCUACUACACCUUCUACUAUGACACUGGAUACUCAGAUGAAGAAGAGAUCGAGGAGCAGGUCCUGCGUAACACCGUCAACAGCGAAGCCCUCAUGACAGCCUUCCACCAAAACCAACCAGGAACCAAUGGCAAGAAGAGUGCCGAGCAGGUGAAGGAGCGGCUGUGGGAGGAUCACUUCUCCGAGUUCGGCCGUGGCGUCCACAUGUUUCGCACCGAGAAAAUCCAAAGGCUGGUUGCCAUGGGGAUCCCCGAGUCUCUGCGAGGGGAGCUGUGGAUGACACUUUCUGAUGCGUCCUCAGAGCUGGAGUCCCAUCAGGGCUACUACACCGGCCUGGUGCAGAAAUCGAUGGGCCACAGCAGUCUGGCCACAGAGGAGAUCGAGCGGGACCUUCACCGCUCCCUGCCGGACCACCCGGCCUUCCAGAACCCCACCGGCAUCGCUGCACUCAGACGCGUCCUCACUGCCUACGCUCACCGCAACCCCAAGAUCGGAUACUGUCAGUCUAUGAACAUCCUGGCAUCGGUGCUGCUGCUCUACGCUAAAGAAGAAGAAGCUUUCUGGCUGCUGGUGGCUGUCUGUGAGAGGAUGCUGCCUGACUACUUCAACCGCAGGGUCAUAGGAGCUCAGGUGGAUCAGUCGGUGUUUGAGGAGCUGAUCAGGGAGCGUUUGCCGGAGUUGGCUGAGCAGGUUCCAGACCUCUCUACUCUCUCCUCCGUGUCCCUCUCCUGGUUCCUCACCCUCUUCCUCAGUGUGCUGCCCUUCCAGAGCGCCGUCUGUGUGGUCGACUGCUUCUUCUUCCACGGAAUCAAAGCCAUAUUCCAGCUGGGUUUGGCCGUGCUGGACGCCAACGCUGCGCUGCUCUCUGCCAGCACAGACGAUGGACAGGCACUCAUGAUUCUCACAAGCUUCCUGGACCAGGUUGGAGGUGAAGACUCGUCCUGCGUCCCGUCCUCGCCGCCUGCUGCAGAGGAGAGCAGCUGCAGCGACGCUGAUAUUCCCGCUGUGGGACACGCAAACAUCACCGACCUCAUCAAUGAGUCCUACGAGAAAUUCGGAGAUCUGACAGUGCGGCAGAUUGAGAGGCUUCGCUGUCGACACAGAAUCCGAGUGCUGCAGGCUCAUGAAGACACCACCAAAGAAAAUGCUCUGAGGCUGGUGACUCCAGAUGUUUCCAUCUCUCCAGAGAACUUGGCUGACAUCUAUGACCUCUUCAAGACCGAGCACUUCAUCAGUCUAUACUGGGGCGACAGCAGCUCUGCAGCAGCAGCAGAGGCGGCAGCUUGGCAGUACGGAGACUCCGGUCGCUCGUAUGUGGAGCGACAGUAUCGGCUGGACCGACCCCAGUUUAAGAGCCUGUACGGGCUGCUGGUGCCGUGGCCCGGCGGCUCGAACCAGCACACCGACACGCUGGCCAACCGCUCCUUCACCCUGCUGGACCAGGACCGAGACAACCUGGUCACCUUUAGAGAGUUUGCCAGCUGGCUGGACACUUUGUACUGUGAAGAGCUGAAUGAGAAAAUCAGGCUGCUGUAUCGCCUUCACAUCCCUCCAGCUUUGACUGAAAGUGAGGACGACCCGUCUGUGAUGAAGAGCCCCCUGCUGUCCACCAACAGACCCCUCUAUGUUAAUCUGUCCUCUGAUGAUGAAGGUGAAGUAAAAGAUUACCAGGAGCAGCUGAAGCAGAUGCUGCAGGAUCUGGUGAAAGAGAAGGAGAAAGACGUGGAGAAGCCUCUGCCACUCAUGAACCAGCGGGAGUUCAUCCAGUUCUGUAAAACGCUCUACAGCAUGUUCCACGGUGACCCGGAGGAGAACGACCUCUUCCAGGCCAUUGCCACGGUAACCAGCCUGGUGCUGCAGAUCGGCGAGGCUGGCCACCGCGGGCAAACCUCAGAGUCAGAGGUCAUCGGCAAAGAGGAGGCGAAAGCAGCGGCACCCGCACCCGCUGAGGACGCCGGACUCGACGGCGGCAGUGACGGGAAGUCGGCGGCGGAGAGCGAGUGGACGGUCAGCUAUGCUCAGAUCCUGGCGUCGCUGCUGACUGAACAGGCGCUGGUGAACUUCUUCGAGAAGCCGGUGGAUCUGACGGCGAAAAUCAGAGAAGCCAAGGAGAGACAGUAUCACCAGCGGGCGAGUUUGCUCACGCUGCAGCAAGGGACCAGAUGACUGAAAUGUGAACUCCGAGCCACGACACAAGCCAAAUAUCCUGAAGAAAGCUACAGUAUCAUUUGACAGAACGCUGCAGAUUCAAAUUGAGCUGAGCAGGAAGCUAGAGAGCCUUAAGUUCAUCUGUGACAGCUAUAACCUUAGUAUGACUGCAGACGUUGCAGCCGCACUGGCAGGACUCCCUGUGACGCUCUGACCUUCUUUGGUCUGUAACUGACAACAGAAAGGAGUUUUUUUUUUUUCCACAACAUUUUGAGCCAAAAACAGUCCUGACUCUCCAGCAGCCCAUUUAAUGGUCGACUCACUGGUAUUAGACAUGAGUAAUGUCAAAUUAUAUUUUUCAUUUAGUGCUAUAAGCCUUGAGAAAUUACAAUUAUUGCCUUCUGAUGUCACCACGAGGAUGCCCUCAGUUAAACUGUGGCUACCGCUUUCUAGUAAGGCAUUCCUUCAGUGUUUACAGGCUGUGACUGAUUACAUAAAUCAAUGAUACUUUCUAGAUUAGCGGUAAGCCCUCGUCAGCUUUCUCUCACUUCUCCAAAAGGCUGCCUUAUUAGAGAGUUCUACCGACAAACCUUAACACACAAAUGUGCAGCAUUAAGGACAAAUCCAGCAUGCAAUGAGUGUUCUUUUUUAUUAUUAUUAAUUUUAUUACUUCUGUUUCUUUAACAUAAAUUUUUUUUUCAAAUGCACGCUUUCGAUUAAAGAUAUUUUUCAACUUUUUUCAAAUUACUGGGAGAUAAUCGACAGUGUUGUGAAACUGUUACAAAAAGCAGAAAAAAACAAACGCACCACUGGAAGUGUCCUUUAAAUAAAAUACACUGCAGAAAUCCGACUGGUUUCA
This is a messenger RNA of Stegastes partitus (bicolor damselfish), 4420 nucleotides long. It is a transcript of the gene tbc1d8, whose product is annotated as TBC1 domain family member 8. The coding region runs from base 169 to 3579 and encodes 1136 amino acids. The transcript has 20 exons. NCBI's taxonomy places the organism in Eukaryota, Metazoa, Chordata, Actinopteri, Pomacentridae. Gene Ontology annotation, molecular function: calcium ion binding. The record is from RefSeq and is a predicted model, not a curated record.